AGAGGGAGUGUGGGAUGAUGAGGAAGUGUGCUGUUAAUUGCAUCAUGAUGAUGAUGAUGAUGAUGAUGAUGAUGAUGAUUAGAUUUUUAGGGUUUAGGCCUACACUCCAACCCAGUGGUCUUUAUCAAAUAAUCACUCAAAACAAACGCAUAGUGAGUAUGGUAUGAUGAUGGGAAGGUCUGAAUAGCUGUUUAUUUAUUUAUUUAUUUACUUAUUUAUUGCCCUCCCAAUGAAAAUAUCGGAACGUAAUGUUGAGAUUUAGAUGGCAGAAUACAUUAGGGGAGAGAGACUUAUUUUCAUGCACAGCUGAAAGAGUGCAGCAUUCUGUCAGAGCGUGCAGUCUGAAAAUGGCAAAUCAGAAAAGAAGCAGUGUGCUGCCAUUAUAAGGGUCAUCAAGACAGCCAUCAUCAUCAAGGACACCAUUACAGGAAGGCAUUUAUACAUCAUCAUCAUCAUCAUCAUCAUCAUCAUCAUCAUCUCCUCUUUCUGCCUUUCUCAUCAUCAUCAUCAUCAUCAUCAUCAUCAUCAACCCCUCAUCAUGAUCAGCACAGCCAUUAUAGUCAUCAUCAUUAUCAUUAGGCUGGGUAAUCAUCCACCCAGAGUUCCUUGCAAGCCCCAUAUAAAGGCCGACUCAGGAUCUCGCACUCAUUUCCUCCGUGUGUGAGGAGAGUGCUUCAUGAAGGAGAGAAAGAGAGAGGGCCGUGUUACAGGCAGGCAGCGUGUUCUGUGCUUGCCGUAUUCAGUAUUUGUUUCUUAUCAGGAUUCUGCAACAUCUUUGUCCAACAGUUUCCAGCUGGGUGACGAAGAGAGCUCCUCGUUCAGCCAUCUCAGCAUGGAGAGUGACACCCACGACCUCCGCACCGCUGAGAACGAGCGCGAGGGUGCCAGACCCGAGCCUGCGUUCCCUCACUAUAUCUCCUGCAGGGGCUGCAAUCAGCUCCUCGAUGAGGACGAGCACUCAUGCCUGCGCUGCUCUAAAUGCGAUGGAACCAGCAUAGGUGACAGGAGUGUCCAUGUAGGAGCGCCUUCUUUGCACAAAGGGCCAGAUGGAGAGGGAGCAGGAACCGAGAACGGCCAGCAGAAGCUGAACUCUUGUCCGCUCUGUGGCUUCUCAUCGCGUUACACCAACCACGUAAAGAGACACAUGAAGACGCACAACGGCGAGAAGCCAUACCGCUGCUCGCUCUGCACCUACGCCUCUGCGCAGCUCGUCAACCUGCAGCGCCAUUUACGCAUCCACACAGGAGAAAAACCCUACAAGUGUGAGCACUGCACGUUCGCCUGCAGCUCACUGGGCAACCUAAAGAGGCACCAGCGCAUGCACACAGUUGCAAGUCCUGCUCACAAUACACAACAGCGAAUGCACACUGCCAUUAAUCCAGGCCAAAAUACACACCAGAGUAUGCACAUGGUCACAAGUCCUGCACAGAAUUCGCAGCGCAUGAUGAGUGGCCAUAGCCUUCGAGGUCCUGUUGGAUGCCAGAGCAUAAAAGAGGACGCUCCACGUGCCUCGAGAGAAGUGCUUCAGUCCUCAGAAAUGAAAGGGAACUUGAGCAUCGGCAGUGACAGCGGAUAUCUCAAGGCCUUUGCGAGGCUGAAGUCAGAGCAGCAGCCAUGCACCCGAGCCCAGCCUGGCGUCCUGCCUCCUCUGCUCUUCCCUUUCACGUGCAGGCUGUGUGGCCUGGUGCUGGAUGGCGAGGACGGGUCGUCAGCGCAGAUCUGUGCCAAGUGCACCUUGGAAAUGCUGACUAAAGAUGCAGCCGGCAGCGCCAGUGAGCGGGGACACAGAGGGGACAGGGUGUACACAUGUGCCGCCUGCCCUUUCCUCACACACUACCCCAACCACCUGGCCCGGCACAUGAAGACGCACAGCGGUGAGAAGCCCUACAAGUGCCCACAGUGCCCUUACGCCUCGGCCCACUUCGACAACCUGAAGCGGCACCAUCGCGUGCACACAGGCGAGAAACCCUACAAGUGCCACCUGUGCGACUACGCCUGUGGCAAUCUGGCAAACCUGAAGCGGCACCAGCGAGUUCACUCGGGUGCCAAACCUUUCCAAUGCAGCGUGUGCAGCUACAGCUGCAACCAGAGCAUGAACCUGAAGAGGCACAUGCUGCGUCACACGGGCGAGAAGCCACACAAGUGCCACAUGUGCACGUACACCACAGGCCAUUGGGACAACUACAAACGGCAUCAGAAGAAACACGGGAUAGGAACAGACGAUUGGGAUAAAGUGCCGCUGCCGGCCAAUGAGGAAGAGGCAGAGAUUGAUGAGGAGGAGGAGGAGGAGGAGGAGGCGUAACCUAGCAACACAAGGAACAAUUGUAGUAUGAGAAGAUAUUUAAAUCUGAGAUGAAGUGUUACAGUACCAGCAUAAGCUUAGUUCUUGUUUAUAUUUUUUUUUCAUGUUUAUGAAUAGUUUCAAGCUGCUAAACAGACAGGACAAAUAAAACUGUUUCCCUUCCCUUUGUGUAGGGUUGAAUGGAUAAAGAAAGACUCUGGAUACACAGAAUGCCCUCGCUUCAUCAGUGCCAUACAGACAUUUUGUAAUGCUACCUAGAUGAAAUCCAAUUUCUCCUUCAUUGUAUAUCUUGCACGGACAUUCAUCGAUCCGCAGCACCACAGAGCUGUACGUACUUCCUAACUGAACCCGCUGUGGAUUCUCUGAGGCCUUUGCUGCUCAAAAAAAAAACACACAUCGGUGUUAUUCUUCACUACAUCUCUUUCCAGUGCCAAAACUUUCGAGUCCUAACCACUGCAGCAACUGUUGCAACUCUUCAAAACGUCACUUGAUUUCCUGGAGACAGUGUUGCUCCUUGGUUGUAUGUCUUAACUGUGAAAUUUUGUCUGUUGUUAAAACUAGUAUAUAGUAAGUUAGUAUGUCAUGAUUCAUUUAUGUAAAGCACUUAUUUUUGUAUGUGUUUGUUUUAAAAAAAAAAAAAAAAAAAAAAAGAAUGUUUGGCAUGCAUUUGCCAUCAGUGGCAUUAACUUAAAGAAAAGGGACCAUGACUUUCCAUAUGCAGUUUAUAACCUUCAGGUUGCCAAGAAACGAUCGAGACGGAUUCCUUUUCAAUGUGUGGUGCUUAAGUGCUCUCUUGUAAUUAUGCAGUCGUUUCAUAAUUGCCUUAAAUAUCCUGGAAUAAAGUACUCUGUGGUGA
Messenger RNA from Tachysurus vachellii, 3158 nucleotides. RefSeq names its product zinc finger protein 513a (gene znf513a). The transcript is spliced from 3 exons. Gene Ontology annotation, biological process: regulation of gene expression. NCBI's taxonomy places the organism in Eukaryota, Metazoa, Chordata, Actinopteri, Siluriformes, Bagridae. Gene Ontology annotation, cellular component: nucleus. Bases 677 to 2302 code for a protein of 541 amino acids. The record is from RefSeq and is a predicted model, not a curated record.